Molecule: messenger RNA, 1661 nt
Organism: Macaca mulatta (Rhesus monkey)
Lineage: Eukaryota; Metazoa; Chordata; Mammalia; Primates; Cercopithecidae
Source: RefSeq, a predicted model, not a curated record
AUGGGCCCAGAAUGCAUGGCUGUGAACACCUGGGCUGACCCCAAUGUGGACAGCUACAAACACCUGGUGUGCGCUCAGGAGGACGUGCUCCGGCCGGGGAAUUAUGAGGGAUGCAGAGCAGCUGAGGCUCCGUUUGGCACCGCCGCUCCGAGGGCGUCCUGCGCCCUCCAAGGCCCGGUCCCAGGGGCUGCGGGGAAGCCGGGCCCGGGGACCCCCUCCCACCCUGGGCCGAGCCCCCCGCUCCCUGUGCGGCCUGUCCCAGGCUUCCAGGUCUCUGCUCCCGCGCGCCAGGCGGCGCUCCACCUCCGCGGCAUCGCCCGUGACAGCGCCCUGUGGAUCCUCCGCAGUUCCGCGUCCCAGAUUCGGUGCCCCGAACCCGUGCAGACGUGGUCUGUGGGGCCCAGGCCCGCUGGCCCCUGCGGCUCCCGAAGCCGAAGAACUUCUUCAAGGAGCCCAGAAUCCGCGAUCCAGCCCGGUCCACCCUUCAGCAGCGACACUCGCAGCCUCCGACCUCUCAGACCUACUGACCUCUCAGACCCAGUGAGCCCCGCAAAGCCGUUAGGCGCGCGCCUGCACCGCGGGGGCCACGCGGCUCCCGGAAGCCGCUCCCAGGCGGCGCCCGCCGACAGGUGGGGCUGCAGCCCGGGGCAGGCGCCGCUGGGCUCGCCGGUUCUCCUGGCGGGCCCGGGCAGCCCCGGGACCACAGGCGGAAAAUCGCAGGCGCGCAGCCCGCCCUGCCUGAGGAGGGGGGCCAGUCUGGCCACGCACCUACCCUGCUCAUCGUCCGCAGGGAGAUCUGGGGCUGGCACGGGCACUCCGCGGCCACCGGGCUGACUUCACGGAUGGCCUGGCUUCAGCGCUGAGGCUCUGGCCCUGGGGGCUGCCUGGCUGGUGUCAGGCAGCGGGAGAGGCAUGGACAGUCUGGGGUUGCCCCUUCCCCCACCCGCCCCACCGCUUCCCGUGCCAGGACGGGCAGUUUGCAGCUGCACCUCUGGCACUGGCGCGGGAUGGCGGAGCUUCCCUUGAAUGACGUCGGGGUCGCCGAGCGCACAGCCUACCCGGUCUGAGGGUCCUCUCCUCCCGGACACCUCUCCGGAUCCUGGACCCUGGCGCUGGGCAAUCCACACAGUUUGGAGACUGAGCGGCUGCACAUUCUGACUGGGUUUGCUGAGGUACUUCCCCUCAUACAUUUUUUGUCCUGGGACUGGGGGUUGUGGAAGGAAAGACUGCUUUGCGAUGCUGCAUAAUAAAUAUGGUUCUAAAAGUGCAGGUGUUAGAAAUAUCUUCCCUAAUUAACCACACUCCUAUGUAAGUAAAAAGGAAAUCUGCAAAUUUUAGUGGAAAAUUACUUCUUCUGAAACUAAUCUUGAUGUUGGACUUCUUUAUUCAUUAGUUUCUCUUUGAUAUUCAUAUCAUCCCCUUAACUUACUCUUCUCUCACACCAACCUGCACCCCCCAAGGCUGUUGUAAAGAAUUAUCUUUAAAAAAUCUUAUAAGCAGCUGGAACAUUUUCAUUCCAGUUGAUCAAAGAGAUCGCUCAUGGUUCUGUAACUAGAGCAGAAAUAUUAGAAAAAGGAUAAAAUCUAUUGUAGUUGUACAUAAAGAAUAUUACUUCCAAUUUUAUACAGAACUGUAAAUUAAAAAUAAAUGAAUGGAAAAUA